Chanos chanos (milkfish) is the source of this 3856-nucleotide messenger RNA. RefSeq names its product fibroblast growth factor receptor 4 (gene fgfr4). Lineage: Eukaryota; Metazoa; Chordata; Actinopteri; Gonorynchiformes; Chanidae. The coding region runs from base 729 to 3551 and encodes 940 amino acids. The record is from RefSeq and is a predicted model, not a curated record. The transcript is spliced from 21 exons. Gene Ontology annotation, cellular component: signaling receptor complex; plasma membrane. Gene Ontology annotation, biological process: regulation of bile acid biosynthetic process; multicellular organism development; cell surface receptor protein tyrosine kinase signaling pathway. Gene Ontology annotation, molecular function: ATP binding; fibroblast growth factor receptor activity; fibroblast growth factor binding.
GGGUCACUCAACUGUGCGUAAAGAUCUAACAUCGCUAUAAUUGCAAGCGCGCUGCAGCUGAAUCCCCUUCUUGAUUCUGAAAGGGCGAAGAGCGAUACAAUGAUUCAACAGUGUACGUCGGAUGUUUUCCUCACGUUAUGCACAAGAUAUUAAGGAACUUUUUUCUCUCUGAUUUUUGACGAGUUGCGGACAUUUGGUAAUACAUUUCCUCUUGGUAAAUUUCCCCCCUUGUGGAUUUAACGGAUUUUGUCCUGUGGGCGCAAGCACCGAAGCACGUUCUGCCUUAAGUGAGAGAGCCUAAUCAGAGCGAGGGUAAUUGGACUUUGUGCAUUAUAGCCUACUACGGAGAAGCUCUCGACUCGGCUUGUCAGUGCACCGCUGACCGUAUUUUGGUAUUAAUGGAUUUAUAAAAGUACGUCCGAGAUUUCCAACUAUUUUCCGGCGAGUCAGCGGUUCCCCUACGGAUCCAUUUUGGGAGAAAUAGUAACGGGGCAAAUGAGGGUUACGGGACCCACCUCAGUCGUAAGGAACUAGAGAAGACUGGUACCUUAUCGAACUGUACAAAGGACUGGGGCAAAGACCACGGGGAAAAGUUUUGAGAGUGGGCAGCAGGUUGCAGUUGCCAAUGCCAGGGCUUAGCUUUUGAGGCUAAAGCCCCUCCUGGCCAUACCAUCCUUCCUCUCUCAUCCCCUCAACAGCAAGACACGCACUCUCGUCACCUUGGCAAGAUGGUGAAUGUCUAUGAAGUCUGCAUUCUCGUCGUCUGCCUGUCGGAUUCUGUCCUGGGACGAUCGGUCAUAUCGGAAGAGAUCAGGACAAAAGACCUCAGAGUGUCACGGCCGAUCCUUCAGCCAGGCUUUCCUGAGAAUGCCACCGUGUUCGUCGGAGGACAGGUAAAGCUCACGUGUAAAGUGCACCGGCAUGCCAACACACGCCUGCAGUGGUUCAAGAGGGACAGGAAUCGUCUGGAACCCGACGGAUCGCCUCUGCUUAAGGCCCUCACGCCACUUCUAGAAAACAUCUCUAAAGUCAGUAUUUUUCCUCUGACAAACAUCUCUUUGGAGGAUGCUGGGGAGUAUGUCUGCAUGGCGGAGAACUCAAUGGGACGGUCAAUGCAGUCGGCUUGGGUCAAAGUCUUAUCAGAGUCCCUCUCCUCUCGCUCAGCAGAGUCUCUCAUUGCACCAGAAACUCCAACAGAAGUUCCUUUGGACUUGAACGAGGAGACAACUGAGCACCUGCUCCUGGAGCCUGGUGACGUUCUAAAGCUGCGUUGUGAUGUGGAUCGGCCAGGGGCCAUUCACUGGUAUAAGGGGGAGGUGCGGGUUCAGCACAGCCCUCGCAUCCAGAUCCAGCCGGGCGUCAUGGAGAUAACCGACGUGACUUACGAAGAUUCGGGAGUGUACGUCUGCGUGCUACGUGGCACCAGGGAGGCUCUUCGCAACUUUACCAUAACAGUAGCAGAUGCUCUAGGAUCAGGCGAUGAUGAUGAGGACAAUGGUUUAGAGGAUGCUAUGGCAGAAACCGAGAAUGACCAGGUUUACUUCUCCAGAGGGCCUUACUGGACCCAUACCCAGCGAAUGGAGAAAAAGCUAUAUGCUGUUCCAGCCGGAAACACGGUAAAGUUCCGUUGUCCCGCGACAGGAAGCCCCCUUCCCACAAUCCGUUGGCUGAAAAAUGGUCGGGAAUUCCGGGGGGAACAUCGUAUUGGAGGCAUUAAGCUGCGACACCAACACUGGAGCCUAGUGAUGGAGAGCGUGGUACCCUCCGACCGUGGGAACUACACAUGCGUGGUGGAAAACAAAUACGGCUCUAUCGCACACAGUUACCUCCUGGACGUGCUGGAGCGAUCCCCACACAGACCCAUCUUGCAGGCAGGCCUGCCUUCCAACACCACUGCUGUUGUGGGUGGAGAUGCACAGUUUCUCUGUAAAGUUUACAGCGAUGCCCAACCCCACAUCCAAUGGCUGAAGCACAUUGAAAUGAACGGCAGCCGUUACGGACCCGAUGGAUUCCCUUACGUCAAGAUUGUUAAGACGGGCAGCUUAAACAUGUCCGAAGUGGAGGUCCUGUAUCUGACCAAUGUCACAAUGGAGGACGCAGGGGAGUACACCUGCCUUGCUGGAAACUCCAUUGGAUUCUCUCAUCAGUCCGCUUGGCUCACUGUCCUUACAGAGGAAGAAGUGGCCAAGGAGAUGGACCUGAUGGAGACCAAGUACACUGACAUCAUCAUCUAUGCCUCUGGCUUCCUCGCAUUGGUGAUGGCCAUUGUGAUCGUGGUCCUUUGCCGAAUGCAAGUCCACCCCAGCAGGGAACCUUUCGACACUCUGCCCGUGCAGAAACUUUCCAAAUUUCCUCUCCGCAGACAGUAUUCGGUGGAGUCCAAUUCCUCUGGGAAGUCCAGUGCCUCACUUAUGAGGGUGGCUCGUCUCUCCUCCAGCUGCUCUCCAAUGCUAGCUGGAGUCAUGGAGUUUGAACUUCCUUACGAUCCGGACUGGGAAUUUCCGAGGGAGAAUUUGACUUUAGGAAAACCGCUCGGUGAAGGCUGCUUUGGUCAAGUGGUGAGAGCAGAUGCGUACGGCAUCAACAAGGACAACCCAGACCAGGUCUGCACUGUGGCCGUCAAGAUGCUGAAGGAUGAUGCCACUGAUAAGGACCUGGCUGACCUCAUCUCAGAGAUGGAGCUGAUGAAGGUGAUGGACAAGCACAAAAACAUCAUAAACCUUCUGGGCGUUUGCACACAAGACGGCCCCCUUUACGUACUAGUGGAGUAUGCCUCAAAGGGCAGCCUGCGCGAGUACUUGCGAGCGCGCCGGCCUCCGGGAAUGGACUACACUUUCGACGUCACCAAAGUCCCAGAGGAGCAGCUUACGUUCAAGGACCUGCUUUCUUGCGCGUACCAAGUAGCCCGAGGCAUGGAGUACCUAGCCUCCAAAAGAUGCAUCCACAGAGACCUAGCAGCACGGAAUGUUCUAGUGACAGAAGACAACGUCAUGAAAAUUGCUGAUUUUGGUUUGGCCAGAGGGGUACAUCAGAUUGACUACUACAAGAAAACAACUAAUGGACGCCUGCCAGUGAAGUGGAUGGCACCAGAAGCUUUGUUUGACAGAGUCUACACACAUCAGAGCGACGUUUGGUCUUUUGGAGUCUUGAUGUGGGAGAUCUUUACGCUGGGUGGUUCGCCGUACCCCGGGAUUCCCGUGGAGGAGCUCUUUAAGCUGUUGAAAGAGGGUCAUCGCAUGGACAAACCCUCCAACUGCACUCACGAACUGUACAUGAUGAUGAGAGAGUGCUGGCACGCAGUACCAACUCAAAGGCCGACCUUCAAACAACUGGUGGAGGAACUUGAUAGGUUGCUGCUGUCCAUUUCAGAUGAGUACUUGGACCUCUCCACACCUUUCGAACAGUACUCCCCGUCGUGUGAGGACACGUCUAGCUCCUGCUCGUCGGACAACGAUUCUGUGUUUACCCACGAUGCUUUGUCCACUGACCCCUGUCUCCUUGGUUACCACGACGUACGUUCCAGGAUAGACAUGAAGACAAAUCUGCGAUAGAGUGGACGGGAUAUUGUUCGCGGACAGGAUACAGCUUUGCUUUGAAUACAUGCUCGUGAAAAAAGCGGUACGGGAGACAUGGCCUCUGAAGCUUUGCCUAAGAACAUUAUCGCGAUGCUUGGCACUACGAAACCUGACGAUACAAAAUAGCUGCCACAAACAGUCGGGUUUCUAUCACGGUAUCAGACCUGGGUUUGGUCGUAAAGCAAUUUAGUUACAGUUUCCAUCGGAAAAAAACAAAUGGACAUUGCCUUAUAUGUACAAACUCACAAGUGUCUGAUCAGCCUCGAAACUGGAGUGUUUAA